UUCCCUCCUAUCGUUCCUAGUUUGGGUUUUUUGGUCUUUAUAUGUUCACGGUGAACAAACCAAGAAAGAAGCCCUUUGCGCAGUGGAAGAGUUAAGCGUUACAACACACAGCACGAAAUAUGACGAAGACUUCUUCUGUUCAGGUUAUUUACGACUUUUGCAAGAAGACGUUCAUCCCUUCAGGAACUUCUCCUCCUUCCUCUCAAGCUAUCCAAAAGCUUUCCUCUGUUUUGGAUAAAACUAGUCCCUCUGAUGUUGGGCUCAAGGAGGAUAACUCAGAUGAUGAUCGGGGUCAUGGAUUUUUCGGGAACAACCUGUUCAACAGGAUAGCUCGAUGGGCUCAACCGAUAAUAUUCUUGAAAAUAAAUGAAAAUGAUUGUUUUGCAAUGGACAUAUUCUGUUUGCCAACUUUGUCUGGCAUUCCUCUCCAUGACCACCCAGGGAUGACCGUCUUGAGCAAAGUUCUCUAUGGUUCCAUGCACGUGAAGGCUUAUGACUGGGUUGAGCCAGCUUAUAUACAAAAUAUUAGGGGACCAGGGUACCCUCCAGUUAGAUUGGCAAAGUUGACAGUGGACAAAGUUCUAACAGCAUCAUGCGGAACCUCUGUAUUGUACCCAAAAAGUGGAGGUAACAUCCAUUGUUUCACUGCAGUAUCCACCUGUGCAGUGUUUGACAUUCUCACUCCUCCUUAUCGAGAAGCUGCUGGCAGGAUGUGUACUUACUACCGUGAUUACCCUUAUUCCAGCUUCCCAAUUGCAAAUGGAGCUGACAUAAUUGAUGGAAAGGAAGAAGACUAUGCAUGGCUUGAGGAGAUAGACACACCAGAUGAUCUCUAUAUGCGCGAGGGUGAAUAUAAGGGCCCAGCUAUUCAAGUUUAGUUCUUACCAUUUGCUGACAACGAUUGAAGUUGCUUCUGAUUUGGAAUUUUUCCUGAAAAUGGUGAAAAUUGGUGUUGUUUGUUAUGGUUUGUAGCCAUGAGAUUUGACUGCUGUCUAUAGUAUGUUGUUAAUAUAUGGUUAGGUCUCCCUUCCUUUUCUCCA
This is a messenger RNA of Telopea speciosissima, 1040 nucleotides long. Its product is annotated as plant cysteine oxidase 3. The transcript is spliced from 5 exons. The coding region runs from base 120 to 878 and encodes 252 amino acids. Gene Ontology annotation, molecular function: oxidoreductase activity, acting on single donors with incorporation of molecular oxygen, incorporation of two atoms of oxygen. Lineage: Eukaryota; Viridiplantae; Streptophyta; Magnoliopsida; Proteales; Proteaceae. The record is from RefSeq and is a predicted model, not a curated record.